AGAAGACGUGCAAAAUGCCGCCAAACGUCGUGGAGCCGAGUUUCUCUCCCGAGACAGAUAUUGGUGUUGAAAGUAAAAAUCAAGUUACAGCAAAGCCUCAAGAAGGAAUCAAUUAUAAUUUAUACAUCUUUAGUUCGACGUUAAAUUUGCUAGCUCAUAUAUUAAUUGGUGUUGUCGUGGGUGUUGCUGUGUUGUUUUCAUUGAGGAAUGGCUUACCUUUGGGAUCAACACCCAUGCAUAUCAUUCUGUGUGUUAUUGGGCACCAAUUGCUUAUGGCAGAAUCUAUUCUUAGUCUAUCUUCUGAGAACGGCUGGUCUUCAAAACUGAGACUGGUCGACAAACGUCGAGCACAUUGGAUCCUACAAAUACUUGGCUCAGGUAUAGCCUUGGCUGGAAAUUUUAUCAAGAUUCUAGAUAAAAGUGUCCACUGGAAUACAUACCAUGGACAAUUCGCGUUGGUGGCAAUUGUUUUCACCGUUACCAGUUUAAUCAAUGGUUUGGCUUCAUUAUACGCGUACGAAUGGCGUAGAAUCUUCAACGGCACUAUCUCUAAGCUGACGCACAUCUGUUUCGGAACCGUAGCAUUCGCCGCUUCAAGUAUCAGUCUUUGCUAUGGGUUCGAUAAAUUCAACUUCAGAACUUGGGCAACCCCUUCCUUCACUGAUACACUGAUUGCCUUCACUGGUAUAUUCACUUUCAUAGUUAUAAUUAACCCGUGUAUUACUUUUUACUCAAAAGCGAUGACUGCUAAAAAGAAAUAAGCGGAACCAAUUUUACGUGUAACAUUUAUCGUUGUAAUUCUAGAAGAUUCUUAUACACAACUUCACAUACUUAAUUUGAUUUUGUUUAAUUUUCGAAUAUUCAUUUACUUCGCCUGAAAGAAUAACUUAA
Papilio machaon (common yellow swallowtail) is the source of this 891-nucleotide messenger RNA. RefSeq lists its product as uncharacterized. The transcript has 3 exons. The record is from RefSeq and is a predicted model, not a curated record. NCBI's taxonomy places the organism in Eukaryota, Metazoa, Arthropoda, Insecta, Lepidoptera, Papilionidae. Gene Ontology annotation, molecular function: transmembrane monodehydroascorbate reductase activity. Bases 15 to 761 code for a protein of 248 amino acids.